AUGCCUAAGCGAUCCUUGGACGCCAGCAACUUGUCGCCCGCAAUGCAGACGGACAGGGCACAGAAGAAGACGGAGAGGUCUCAUGAAGAGAACCAGGAACGUGCAUACAUUGCCGCCUCCCGGCGAGCGGACCGCAGCAUCGAGGCUCGCGUGCAGUCGGCCAAGAUGGCCAGCGAGAUUCACAAGAAGCGUACCGGCAAGGGUUUCAAGAUUUCCGAGGCAAUUGUGCAGGCUGAGGAGAUGUAUGAGGAGGAAGAGGACGACAUGCCCAGGUCUUACCGCAUGCUUGCGGCUCACCUACAGACCGGCUCUGCCGAGUUUGAUUACCGUGUAAACGCCUUCCUCGCCAACCGGGUAGCGAUGGCAAGCAUGGUUGCUGGGCUUCGCAACGAAGAGUGGGCUCAGAACCCUAUCAACAAAAUGUUCGCUGAGCAAUUUCCCAAUGCCAACAAGCAAGCUCAAGCAUUAUCACGCAACAUCACAAACUCCAUGUAUUACCAGCCCGUCGCCGGCCGGCACCCAGUGCAGCAGCAGCAACAACACCCUCAGCCCGAGAACGCGGCAUCGAGCCCGUUGUCUCCAACCUUUGCCUCGGCAAAUUUCCAACCAGAAAGUCAGCAGUAUCCGAGAGAGAGAAGGCAGUCUGUGGCUUCGCCCAUGGAUAUGGCCACGCCGACUGCGAGAGACAACGCGCAGUCCCCACCCGCUCUGUCUCCUUCGUCUGAGGCGGCAGCCGGCACUCCAUCGACGCGCACCGCUUCGACAUUUCCUUCGCCAAUGGCGAGCCUCGAUCACAGCCUCUUCCCGCCUGGAUCUUCGUUCACGGCCGAGCUGCCUAUGGAUGCGAAGAUGAUGGCACCCAACUUUGACAUGAACGACCCCAUGUCCCACAUGUUUCUGGGCAACCCGCUGCAGCAACACGUGUUUUACCCGGAUACGCAUUCAAUUUCUGAUCUGAAACAUGAUCAGCAUUUGAAUGAUAUGACCUUGGCCAACCACGAGUAUUUCAACGGCGAUUUGAACCCGUACGCUUCCCGCUUCGAUGACUCGCAUAGCGGAGCGACCACACCUGCACUCAACGUCAACGACAACUGGGACGCUUAUCUCGACUUCGGCGAGCAGUCCGACACUGGCGCCAUUGACCCGACAUUGUAG
Messenger RNA from Colletotrichum graminicola M1.001, 1155 nucleotides. RefSeq lists its product as uncharacterized. The record is from RefSeq and is a predicted model, not a curated record. The coding region runs from base 1 to 1155 and encodes 384 amino acids. The transcript is spliced from 2 exons. NCBI's taxonomy places the organism in Eukaryota, Fungi, Ascomycota, Sordariomycetes, Glomerellales, Glomerellaceae.